This is a messenger RNA of Prunus armeniaca (apricot), 348 nucleotides long. The record is from the annotation of a GenBank genome assembly. Lineage: Eukaryota; Viridiplantae; Streptophyta; Magnoliopsida; Rosales; Rosaceae.
AUGGGCCCUAAACGUUGUGUCACUCAUAGGGGAAUUCGACGGCCAUCCCAACUAAGAGGGCAGGAUCCUUCUCUUGAGCCGGAGAACCCUCCGAUUCCAGGUCCGGUACCGGAACAGGUUGAGCAGUCUUAUGUAGGAGGUCUAGCAGGAGUUGUACCGGUGAUGCUCACUCCACCGAUUGAUCCUAAUUUUCAGCAGACAUUGGAGUUAUUGGCUCAGGCCUUAUCUAGGACCGGGCAACCCAGAGAUGCAUCUUUGACAUAUACAGACCAGGCUAGAAAGAUAGGGGCAGUGGAAUUUAAUGGUGAUGGUGAUCUCGCCAUGGCUGAAGAAUGGAUAGAGAUGUAA